Elaeis guineensis (African oil palm) is the source of this 1294-nucleotide messenger RNA. RefSeq names its product MADS-box transcription factor 2. Gene Ontology annotation, molecular function: RNA polymerase II transcription regulatory region sequence-specific DNA binding; DNA-binding transcription factor activity; protein dimerization activity. Gene Ontology annotation, biological process: positive regulation of transcription by RNA polymerase II. Lineage: Eukaryota; Viridiplantae; Streptophyta; Magnoliopsida; Arecales; Arecaceae. Gene Ontology annotation, cellular component: nucleus. The record is from RefSeq and is a predicted model, not a curated record.
UCGCGAUCAAACUCGAUUAGUACGAGUACACAACCCUCCAUUUCCAGUGGCGGGGUCUGAACCACCCCGAAAGCCAUGUCCUCCCCUUCCCCAAGAUGGAAGCCUCUUCCCUUCUCCUCUCCUUCCCUCCGCCUUUAUCUUUCUCCCUAUCUCUUCAUCACCGCCUUCAUCCAUCCUUUCUCUCUUCUCCAUCUCGAUCUCCUUCUUCGGUGAUCUCCGGCGAGUGCGGGCGGCGGCGGCGGGGACCAAAAUGGGGCGAGGGAAGAUUGAGAUUAAGCGGAUCGAGAACUCCACCAACCGGCAAGUGACCUUCUCCAAGCGGCGGAAUGGGAUCAUCAAGAAGGCACGGGAGAUCAGCGUCCUCUGCGAUGCCCAGGUCUCCGUCGUCAUCUUCUCCAGCUCCGGCAAGAUGUCCGAGUACUGCAGCCCCUCCACCACGCUGUCGAGGAUUCUCGAGAGGUACCAGCAUAACUCUGGCAAGAAGCUCUGGGAUGCCAAGCACGAGAGUCUUAGUGCUGAGAUCGACCGGAUCAAGAAAGAGAAUGACAACAUGCAGAUCGAGCUGAGGUUUAUUUUGGAAUGCUGUUUUUUCAUUUAUUGUACCUCGUUCUGCUGGCCGAUUUUGAUUUAUUGGGUGUUUCAUGGUGAUUUCUUCACGGUGAUCGCUAGGCAUUUGAAGGGUGAGGAUCUGAACUCACUGAGCCCAAAGGAACUCAUUCCAAUUGAAGAUGCCCUCCAGAAUGGUCUCAUCAGUGUUCGGGACAAGCAGAUGGAGUUCUUGAAGAAGCUCAAGAAGAAUGAGAGAUUGCUGGAAGAGGAGAACAAGCAUCUGACUUAUCUAUUGCACCAGCAGGAAUUGGCAAUGGAUGCAAAUGUAAGGGAACUGGAGCUUGGAUAUCCUUCGAAAGAUAGGGAUUUUGCUUCCCACAUGCCACUAGCCUUCCAUGUGCAACCAAUCCAGCCUAAUUUGCAAGAGAACAAUUAAUAUAAAAGUUCUCCUUAUGUUUAGUUGGUCUUCUCUUUUGGUGUUAAAUUGUCUGUAGACAUGUACUGUUUUUCAACUCUUGUAUUUUUCUAUACUCUCACUAUUUUCCCUGUCUGAAUCAGCAAAAGAACUCAUUAUGAUGUGCUAAUAGAUGCCUGGUUUAGCUAAAUUAUACAAGGGAGGUUGUUAUAUUAUAAUGAUUUUCAUGUGAUAAUCAUGUUCAUAUUACAGAUCUUAACAUCAUUGUGCUGAUAUAGAACAUUAUGUAUGAGAACUUGUAAUGGAGUUUUGGGUAAUUUCACUAUCUUA